Molecule: messenger RNA, 282 nt
Organism: Besnoitia besnoiti
Lineage: Eukaryota; Apicomplexa; Conoidasida; Eucoccidiorida; Sarcocystidae
Product: putative small nuclear ribonucleoprotein G
Exons: 2
Coding region: 1-282 (93 amino acids)
Biological process (GO): spliceosomal snRNP assembly; mRNA splicing, via spliceosome
Cellular component (GO): U5 snRNP; spliceosomal tri-snRNP complex; U4 snRNP
Molecular function (GO): RNA binding
Source: RefSeq, a predicted model, not a curated record
AUGCCGGCGAUCAUGGGCAAGGCAGGUCCCGCUGCGGAUCUCCGCAGAUUCAUGGAAAAACGCCUUGACGUUCACCUGAGCGGCGGGCGACGCGUGGUAGGCGUGCUGCGCGGCUACGACACCUUCAUGAACAUCGUGCUGGAGAACACAGUUGAAGUCAAAGGCAACCCUGCGACCCCCGCCAACAGCGGCGGCACGGAGACGAAUGAAAUCGGUUUCGUUGUCAUCCGUGGCAACUCCAUCCUGUACUGGGAGUGCCUUGACAAAGUCCGACCCUGGUGA